AGAAUAUUUUACAGACUAAAGAACUUUUCUGAUCAGUUAUUAACUAUGACCAACAACAGAAAAAAAUGGACUUAACAAACAAAAUGUUCCAGGAUCUUUUCUUAUCCUUUGUAAGGAUUUUUGAAAUAAUGAUAAUUGAUGAUAAUAAUUUCCAAGCAUAUACCAUGUCUGUUGGCACCCAAACUAUUAGAUCAGAACCUGAUGCAGUGAUAUGUAAAUUUUUCCCAACAGAUGUCCUUCAGUUUACUGAGAAAGUGAUAGCAGUGGUUCAUGUUGAGGAAGAGAAGGACAGCAGCUGUGAAAAUUUAAGUGUGAAAUCCAAAAGAAGAAGAACUGACAAUGACAAAACUUCAGCCACAAUUGGUCAUAUUAGUUCUAAUUUAAAGGGACAACAUACAGGUGAAAUGAUAGCUGCAUUGUCGUCAUCAGUGUUUGGUUUCAAUAGUAUAUUUGGGUUUAUUGUACAAGGAACAAAGGCUACUGCUACAUCUCUUCGUACCAGUGGACAAUUCUGGGAGCAGCUGAAGAAUGGAAAUAUAAAAAAUGCACAUGCAACUGUACGCUAUAGCCCACAGUGUAAUAUCUUAACUAAAGAAGGAAGAAGUCAACUUAUCGAUAUAUUUUUAGGAAUGAAAGUAUAACUGCAAUGUCUUGAAUUGUAAAGAAAGAAACUGUUUAUUAAAAAAUUAUUGACAUUGGUUUAAUUCAAAAGUGAAUAUAAUCUCUAAAGGAAUCCAUCCAGUGAACAAUUAAUUUAUUCAAAGUACCUAUGGUACUUUAACAUUAGGAUCUAUCAUAUGUAUUAUAAAUCAUAUAAUUUUUAUCUCUUGCUAUGUAUGACUCACACUUGCCAUGUAUAAAAUUAGGACUCAAUCAAACUUGUCAUGUUGCUCAUGUAAAAAGUCUAAUUUGGUAGGUCACAUUCUGAAAAAGGGGAGGUGGAUUUUUUGUUACAGCAUUGGGAACAUAUCAGCUAUCAUUUGUGAAAUUGAUAUUCCAUAACAGUUGACCAACUCCUGAGUGUGUCUGUAAAAUUUACCAAUGGACAUUUCAUUUUGGUCAUGUGAGCUUAUGUCAUCACUUGGCAUGUCAUCCGUC
Messenger RNA from Mytilus trossulus (common blue mussel), 1098 nucleotides. RefSeq lists its product as uncharacterized. The transcript is spliced from 4 exons. The record is from RefSeq and is a predicted model, not a curated record. NCBI's taxonomy places the organism in Eukaryota, Metazoa, Mollusca, Bivalvia, Mytilida, Mytilidae. Bases 66 to 641 code for a protein of 191 amino acids.